Messenger RNA from Panthera uncia (snow leopard), 3740 nucleotides. RefSeq names its product casein kinase 1 epsilon (gene CSNK1E). The record is from RefSeq and is a predicted model, not a curated record. Gene Ontology annotation, molecular function: protein serine/threonine kinase activity; ATP binding. Gene Ontology annotation, cellular component: cytoplasm; nucleus. The transcript is spliced from 9 exons. Lineage: Eukaryota; Metazoa; Chordata; Mammalia; Carnivora; Felidae. The coding region runs from base 307 to 1410 and encodes 367 amino acids. Gene Ontology annotation, biological process: signal transduction; endocytosis; peptidyl-serine phosphorylation.
GGAGCCGGCGGGCGCGCGCCGGCCGGGAGCGCGCGAGCCGGCGGCGGAGGCGGGCGGGCUGGAGGGCCCGGAGGAGGGAGGUGGCGGCGGCGGCGGCGGCGGCGAGAACCUAGAGCCAGAGCCCGGCCGGGGCCGAGCGGAGCGGAGCGCGGCGGCGGCGGCGGCGGCGGCUGGGCCGGGAGAGGCUGGCGCGCCGGGCGGCUCCGCGAAUCCUCCGGCAUCCGCCCCGGCGGGCCGCCCCCGCCCGCGGCAGCCCCCAGAGCAGCGGCCCGGUACCGGCGCCUUCCCGGCGGGCGAGAGUGAGUCAUGGAGCUGCGUGUGGGGAACAAGUACCGCCUGGGACGGAAGAUCGGGAGUGGGUCCUUUGGAGACAUCUACCUGGGUGCCAACAUCGCCUCUGGUGAAGAAGUUGCCAUCAAGCUAGAGUGUGUGAAAACCAAGCACCCGCAGCUGCACAUCGAGAGCAAGUUCUACAAGAUGAUGCAGGGGGGAGUGGGAAUCCCGUCCAUCAAGUGGUGCGGAGCCGAAGGUGACUACAACGUGAUGGUCAUGGAGCUGCUGGGGCCCAGCCUGGAGGACCUCUUCAACUUCUGCUCCCGCAAGUUCAGCCUCAAGACGGUGCUGCUCCUGGCCGACCAGAUGAUCAGCCGCAUCGAGUACAUCCACUCCAAGAACUUCAUACACCGCGACGUCAAGCCCGACAACUUCCUCAUGGGGUUGGGGAAGAAGGGCAACCUGGUGUACAUCAUCGACUUUGGCCUGGCCAAGAAAUACCGGGACGCCCGCACCCACCAGCACAUCCCCUACCGGGAAAACAAGAACUUGACUGGCACUGCCCGCUAUGCCUCCAUCAACACCCAUCUGGGCAUCGAGCAAAGCCGUCGAGACGACCUGGAGAGUCUGGGCUACGUGCUCAUGUACUUCAACCUGGGCUCCCUGCCCUGGCAGGGCCUCAAAGCGGCCACCAAGCGCCAGAAGUACGAGCGCAUCAGCGAGAAGAAGAUGUCGACGCCCAUCGAGGUCCUCUGCAAAGGCUACCCCUCCGAGUUCUCAACAUACCUCAACUUCUGCCGCUCGCUGCGGUUCGACGACAAGCCCGACUACUCCUACCUGCGCCAGCUCUUCCGCAACCUCUUCCACAGGCAGGGCUUCUCCUACGACUACGUCUUCGACUGGAACAUGCUCAAAUUCGGGGCUUCCUCGAGCCAGGCUCAGCCCCGUGACAGCGAAGCUAUUGCACUGCCCUGCCCCCGCCCCUGUCCCUGUGCCGGGCCCGCGUACCCACCCUCUUACUGGUGCCCGGCGCCCCUGGGCACCCAGGGCCCUCCAGAUAGGCCCGUGGAGGAGGUGGAGGAGCUGCCCCCCCAAAACUACUGGCCCGUGGUCUGGACUCCAGGGCCCCAGUUCUGACGUCACCAGGUGUGUCUGAGCCCAUCGGGGCCAGGCCUGAGGAGGUGUCCCUUGGCGUGGUGGGGUGCGGUGGAGAGGGGGUGGUGGAGAAGGCCCUGCCGGGAGCUUCUUGGGGAUGAAUCAGCAGCUGCCUGACGAACAGAGCCUGAAGGAGGGAUGAUGUUCACCGCCCCGGAGGGCCUGGUGGGAACGGGCGCCGGGAGCGGCUUCAGCAAGACCCUGACGGUGGCCUCUGUAUCGAACCCGAACUCAUUAAACGCCCCCCACCUGUACCGCGCUCCAUCCUGGUGUGCCUGUCCUUUCGUGGCGGAUCCCCUCGGCUCGCUCUGCCAGACGCUCAGGACGCGAGGCCUUAUUCUCUUGGACGCUGGGGUCGGCACUGGGUCUCGCGCCCCUCUUCUCUCUGGGUCUCAGGCAGUGGCCUGGUACCGUUCCCUGAGGAGUUCGACAGAGGUCGGGCAGAGAACGGCGGUCUCGCGGGCCAGGGGACCCGAGGGGUAGGGGUGGGAGAUGGGCAGUGGGGCACCGUGCAACCCAGACCUUGCGGCCGGGAGUGUGGCCGGGGGCCAGCUCUUCUCGCCGGAGGGCGUUGCUCAAGGCAUCUGGACGCUGGGCACUCACUCAUCUUUGUGGAAAGUCAUUCCUGGGUCUGGUUCGGGGAUGGGCUUGGCCCUUCCUCUCCGUGUAGCUCCAAGAACGGGUUUUACGUUGUCUAGGCUUGGGCCAUGCCAUAUGGUAGCCCCUGGCUCCGUGUGGCUGGUUUUUAAUUAAUUAAAACUAAAGCUGAAAAUGUAGUCCCUCGGUUGCAUUUGCUACAUUUCAAGCCCUCAGGAGCCACAAGCGGCUGGUUAGUGGCUACCAUAGCCAGCGAGGUAGACGUGAACCUUCCCGUCAUCACAGAAAGCUCUACUCUAGAUGGCUCCUCACAGAACCUCUCGUGGGAGCAUCCGGCUGGCAGCAUCUCACGUCAAGCCAGGCCAAGAACGCCCUCCCCGCUCACUGCUGCCACUCUGAGCCCUUCCUGGGGUCCCUUUUGAGGCAAGCUCUCGAGUCGGAAGCUGAGCAGAGGUGCCAGCGGCCUUAUUCCGCACCGAUAUCUGACUCGGCCUGGGCUGGAUCCGCGGGCGCCUUUGACCCCGUCACCAUGGUGAGCUCGACCGUCUUCACCUGCCCUUUGGCCGAACCAUCUGCAGACCUGUGACGGGGACCUUCCAUGCCUUCACCUCAAGGCCAGGCCCCCGGUGCCGUUACCAGCACCUACCUGCAGACUGGACACCGUGCUGGGCACAGAGGGCCACGGGAAGGAUCUUACCCUUGACUGAGAGCUUCUCUCCCUGAAGUGGCCACCCCGUUCAGCAUCAGGGCCCUGGAAUCCCUGGAUACCUGGAGCCUGGGACACUGCUCUCAGCACACAGAGCCGCUGUGUUCCAAGGUCCAACCAGCAGGCCAGGAGGAUACUCCAUAUAGCCAAGGACAGGGGUCCACACGACAGGGCUGGAUGCUUGUGUGACUUUGAUGUUGACCUUUUGUGUUUUCUGUGGGCAAAUAAAAGCCAAGAAACCUCCCCGGUGUGCAUUUCUUGAGGCAUCACUGGUUAGGUGGAAACGUGGAGAAUAGCUCCUCCUGCUUCGGGCCUGGCCUUGACCCGAGACUGCUGGGGUCACAAAGGGCAGGGUCUCCAGCCCUCUGCUCAGUCGGUCGCCCCAAGGCUGUGCCCCUCUGAAGGGACCACUUGACCUCAUCAGCCUCAGUUCCCCCAGGCAGGGGAUGAACACAUCCCUGGCCUGCCCUCAGGAGGUUUCCUGAGCGGUGCUGCGGCUCUUCUCACAGGCUUGCUCUCGUUCUGGCUGAGUUGCUCUCAGCCAGCUUGUCACUGAGUGGGCAGGAGCCCGGGAGUGGAGAGGGGGUGGAGACUGGGAGUCAGGAGGUUGAACCCUGGUGGUUCCAGGCCUGCCUGCACAGGCCUGUGGGCGGGAGGGCUGGGCAUGCGCAUCCCUAAAAUGUCCUACAAAGUCCUCUGGGGUGCAGAGCGCAGAGCAGAGCCGGGUGGCAGAGGCCUGGAUUCAAAUCCCGGCUCUACCCUGAGCUGUGACCCCACGUAGGUCAUGAGGACUCCUUGGGCCUCAGUUCCUCACUAGGAUUCAGGGAUCAUUCUGAUCCCUAGUCCCUACCUCUUGGAGUUGCUUCAAGGCCACGGCCAUCCCCAGCCGUCAUUUCCCAAGGACAGCAGGGCCUUCUCGGCCAUUUCCCUGGGAGAGACACAGGGUUGCAGGAGCCUGCACCCCGUGGCCUGUGACCAGGCCCCCCCCACUCAGCCUGCAGCUCUCUUC